GUCGGUACAACUGGUCAAGCUUGACAGUGUUGCCAUAAUUAUUUGAUAAUCAGGAUCAUCUAGGGUUUUUGAACCCGAUUAACUUAUUAAUCGACUUACCGGAAUACCGGGAGUGCUUUUUAAAAUUGUUGUAAAUUUCAAAUUUUGACGUUUGACACAUCCUUCAAAUACAGUUUUCAAGAAAUAGAGUAGUUUCAAAAUGGCGAUAACGUUGCCAAAUGUUAUAUGGCUAUCUCUCUUAUGUUCGUUCAUUUUGACAUGUUCUCACUCUAUCUAAACAUCGUUAGCCGCCAUUGUAUAAAUAUCGAAUGGAGUGAUGAGUUGCUUGUCGCGCCUUAUUUACAUAAUUUGUGUUUUUCGAAAAGAUCUCUUUGCAAUAUGGUGAAUCUUCCCAUCAGUAUUUUUGUCAGUACUUAAGAUAACCAGUGAAUCGAAUAGUGCAUGGCAACAGUUGAUAUUUUAUCAAUGUUGCAAAGGUAACCUCUUUUGGACAGGAGAGCUGAACCCAGAGUAACAAACAUGAAUAAAAGGCGGAGAGCCAGUUCUGUGUCAUAUAGAUACCAAGAGGAGGAUUCUCUUGACAGUUUGGAAGCUUCUACAAGCAGUGGCCCAACAAUGCGAAAAAGAAAGAAAUACUUUGAUCCUAUGGAGGCAUGUCAGCAGCUGAUUGACAUACUGAGGAAUCAUAAAAAAGAAGAUGGCUCUUUGCUCAGUGAAUCUUUUAUUAGAGUUCCGAAACGUAGGCAAGAACCUGCUUAUUAUGAUGUCGUCAGCAAUCCGAUAGAUUUGUUAAAAAUUCAGCAAAAGUUGAAGAUGGACGAAUACGAUGAUAUAGAUGAUUUGCAGAGUGAUGUGGAACUAAUUGUAAAUAAUACCAAGGCUUUUUAUAAGAAGAAUUCCCAGGAGUUUAAGGACGCAACUGAACUUUGGGAUUUGUUCAUUUCCAGUAAAAAUAGAAUAAUUGGUGUAGAAGAUGAACCCAAACCUGUAAAUAAUAAACAGGCCCUAGUGAAAAACUCCAAACGUAGUGUAUCCAAAGUAGAAUCUAAGAAUACCACGAACCAUGAUGAGGACGGCAAUACUUCAGAUGACUCAAAUUUCGACGAUGAUGGGACUAAUCCGUUCGAGGAACUAUUCGAAGCUGUCAUGACAGCCAAAGAUGACAAUAAAAAGCUGCUUCAUCCAGCCUUUCAGUUAUUGCCAUCGAAGAAGAAAUAUCCCGAUUAUUACGAAGUUGUGGAACAGCCUGUGGAUUUGAAGAUGGUAGCCCUCAAAGUACAGAAUAAUAAAUAUAAAUUCCUGAUAGAGAUGGAGAGAGAUUUGUUACUCAUGUGCAAAAAUGCUUGUCUUUACAACGAGCCCGGAUCGCAUAUCUAUAAGCAAGCAAAGGUGCUGAGGAAG
Messenger RNA from Leptinotarsa decemlineata (Colorado potato beetle), 1401 nucleotides. It is a transcript of the gene polybromo, whose product is annotated as protein polybromo. Gene Ontology annotation, biological process: chromatin remodeling; transcription elongation by RNA polymerase II. The record is from RefSeq and is a predicted model, not a curated record. Lineage: Eukaryota; Metazoa; Arthropoda; Insecta; Coleoptera; Chrysomelidae. Gene Ontology annotation, molecular function: protein binding; chromatin binding. Gene Ontology annotation, cellular component: SWI/SNF complex; RSC-type complex.